This is a messenger RNA of Phragmites australis (common reed), 2135 nucleotides long. Its product is annotated as disease resistance protein RGA2-like. The coding region runs from base 210 to 1688 and encodes 492 amino acids. Lineage: Eukaryota; Viridiplantae; Streptophyta; Magnoliopsida; Poales; Poaceae. The record is from RefSeq and is a predicted model, not a curated record. The transcript is spliced from 2 exons. Gene Ontology annotation, molecular function: ADP binding.
GGAGAACAUGGAAUUUAUGGAAAUGUACACGUGCAAGACUUUGCAGAGAAGUUACAUAGAUGGAAGUCAAUCAGAACUAUCAGCCGGAGGCGAAAGGCCCCCAAAGGUCAAACAUCGCGUGCAUGGACUAUGACUAUUAAACUGGAACAAAUUACUAUUCAUUCUCUCCUCAAUCUGCUGCGUUAUCUUCCUGGGGAGAGAUUCCACUAAUGGAGAUUAUCCUUUCUGCGGUCCUGGGUGAGCUGACAACUAGAUCCAUAAAUUUCUUCAUCAGCAGAAGCUCCAAGCCGUCGGCGCUGGAUGUGGAGGAUCGCCUCCGCAGGGUCUUGCUCCGGGCACAGGUCAUCGUCGACGAGGCCAUGGGGCGGCGCGUCACAAACCAAGUUAUGCUCCAGCAGCUGUACAUGUUGAGAGACGCCAUGUACCGAGGCUAUUACAUGCUGGACACCUUCAGAUACCAAUUUCUCGACGAGGAGGACACCAAAGAUCAGGUUGUGAGUCACUCUUUGUCUUUGUCCAAAGUAAGUUCUCUGAAAGGUUUAUGUUCCUCCAGUAGAAAUGCACAGAUUUUGGAACAACUGCAAAAGUUGCUUGACGAUUUGAGCUCCAUGAUCCUUGAUGUGGGUGAGUUGGUCGUGUUCUUGACGAGCUGCCCUCGCCUGCACCGCCAGCCUUACAGCAUGCAUCUCCUGUUGGGUAACUGCAUGUUUGGCCGCCAGAUGGAAGCAGAACUUGUCAUCAGCUUCCUGUUACACACACGACCUCAUGGUGCUGAAGAUCUGGAGGUCCUGCCAAUUGUCGGUCCCGGCAGAGUCGGCAAGAGCACCCUUGUCGCUCAUGUUUGCAAGGAUGAAAGAGUACGUGAUCAUUUUUCAGAAAUCGUGUUUUUGAACGACCAUGAUUUGAGAGAUGAGAAGUUAGCCACUCUUAGAGAAGGAUGUGCCAAGAAAUAUCAAAAUUGCACAUUGAACAAAGAUGAGAGAAUGCUAGUUGUUGUUGAGGCAGCUGGAGACUUCAAUGAAGAUGCGUGGAGGAGGCUGUAUUCUGCUUCUAAACGGUGCUUGACAAGCUGUAGUAAAAUCAUAAUCACAAGCCAGUCUGACAAGAUCACAAAGCUUGGAACAAUGCAGGCAGUAACACUGAAAUAUCUGUCCAACGAAGCAUGCUGGUACCUCUUCAAGACGCUUACGUUUGGAAGCACGGAUCCGACGAUUCACCCAAGGCUUGCAUAUUUGGCCAUGGAGAUAGCCAGAAUGCUGAACGGUGUCCCCAAUGGCGCAAACAUUACCUCUCGUUUGCUGAGGGAAAACUUUGACAUCCACUUUUGGUGCAAGGUUCUGGCCUUCUGGAGAGGGUUCACCAAGUGGCAUGUCUCCAGAUUUGGUGAGCAUCCAAGUAAUCCUCUGAACCAAAAUAGACAUACACAUGUUAGGAGAAUGGCUACACCUUCUGAAGAAGUCGUAAUUUGUCAUCAGUAUGAGCGCACUUCACAAGAGGAGGUUCCCAAGAUUAGAUUCCAAGACGUGAUGUAUGGAAGCGUUAAACCUCAUGGGAAAUUCGAGGCUCUAGGAUGGAGGUCUCAGAUACCGCCCUACUAUAGCUAUGUGUAUACUUGUGAGAUCCGAGAGCUAAAAUCUACAGCUGCCAAGAGGAAGCGUUCUAGGAAAAAUGGAGUCACACUUUGCUAAUUUCGUCAUCAUCAGGCUUAUAUAGGAGGAUCUCUGAAUAUGAUUUGAUAGGGUGUCACAAGUUACUGCAUAGUCAAAAUGUAUGAUAUGUACUACCACCUGGUCAAGUGGUCAUAUGUAAAGUAUGUUUAUUAUCAGAGUAAUGCAUGAUGUUGAGGCAUAGAUUUUCAUUAGAUAUAAUGAAUUGCUUUUCUUUGGUUUACUACAUAUAUCAGCCUCAGGAUCUGGCAUUCAGAAUUGUGUUUUCUUUAUGUUGUCAGCUCAACCCUCCAAGUCAUUGUCAGCUGAGCCUCUUGGUCAUGUUUGGUCACUUGCAUAUUUGGUUGCCAGAUUGAGAUGGUGCAAGUUAUCAGCUUCAUGUUGUAAGGCAAGCAGAGCCUCAUUGGUUAAGCAGAUUGGGUGUUGUGCCGAAUGAUUUCAUAUGUUGUAUCUAUAUAUGCACACGAC